CGGGAGUUAAGUCUUCAUUUCAAGAACUCCUAUUGCAGGCCACUGAAAUAUGGAAGACAUAGACUCACGUUUAUUCAAAUUUAAAGGAUAUAAUUUUCAUAAUAUAAAACUUGAUACUGACUUUAUAGAAACAUUAGGAGAUUUUGAAGUCAGAGAAGAUGAUGUCUUCAUAGUCACAUACCCCAAAUCUGGAACUAGCUGGUUACAACAGAUACUAACCUUGAUUUAUUUUGAAGAACAUCAAAAAAGCACUGGGAAUCUGGAGACAUGGUUUCAAGUUCCCUAUUUCGAGUACUCCAAUGAAACCAUAGAUUUCACUAAAAGACCAUCUCCUCGUCUCUUUGUUAGCCACCUCCCAUAUUACUUGAUGCCAAGUGGACUGAAGAACAAAAAAGCCAAAAUUAUCUAUGUAUACAGAAACCCUAAGGAUGUUAUGUGCUCAUAUUUUCACUUUUCAAAGAAGCUGCCAUUACCUGUUACAAGUACCACUGAGGAAUUCAUGAAACUAUUUCUAGAAGGAAGAGUAAUGGGAAGCCUUUGGUUUGACCACAUCAAAGGUUGGUAUGAGCACAAAAACCUCUUCAACAUUGAGUUCGUGAUGUAUGAGGAGAUGAAGAAGGAUCUCAGAGGCUCUAUAGUAAAAAUCUGCAAAUUCCUGGGGAAGAAAUUAAGUGACAAGGACCUGGACACUGUGGUGACACAGGCCAUGUUUGAGAACAUGAAGUCUGACCCACGGGCAAACUACGACAGUAUACUAAAGACCCGGUUUGGAAUACAAGAAAAAGGUCACUUCCUUCGCAAAGGUAUGAUUGGAGACUGGAAAAAUCACAUGACUGUUGAGCAGAAUGAAAGGUUUGACAAGAUUUUUCAAAUGAAGAUGAAAGAUUUUCCCUUGAAGUUCAUCUGGGAUAUGAAUGAAGAAUAGAAUUCUAAGCAAUGCAAACUAUUUUAAGAAAGCACUCUCAGAAAGAAAUAUAUUCAGUUGUAUACUUUCAUCUUUGACUAUCAUUAUUAUUGAAAAAGUUCAGUGAUUAAUAAAUAUGAAUAUGUGCCUUUACAUCAUUUGCUGUCUGUAGCCCAUUUUCCAUUUGCUGAAUUCCUCAGUUUCCGAUCAGGAGAGGAUUCCUCUCUUUAUUUUGGUGUAUAAUCAUAGAAUCGAUUUUAUUUUAUGUUCAGCAAUUCCAAAGCUCUUGAGCAACAAAGGAGAUCUUAAUAUGUGACUAAUUUGAAACAAUAAAAUAAAAGCCUUGUCACUUAUAAAAAAAA
Molecule: messenger RNA, 1266 nt
Organism: Suricata suricatta (meerkat)
Lineage: Eukaryota; Metazoa; Chordata; Mammalia; Carnivora; Herpestidae
Product: amine sulfotransferase-like
Exons: 7
Coding region: 50-925 (291 amino acids)
Biological process (GO): sulfation
Cellular component (GO): cytoplasm
Molecular function (GO): sulfotransferase activity
Source: RefSeq, a predicted model, not a curated record